AUGGCGUUCAUUUCACAUAAUGUCUCUGUGAUGUCCUUGUUGUCCCUGUCUGCGAUAUUUUUACUGAUGUACUGUGCCGCAGCAAAUAACAAAACCACUCAACCAUCAUGCAAAAUGCAGCCUCCUGCUUUCUGUUAUGGUGGUAUCCCUGGUAUGCACGGAAAGCCUGGGUCUCCUGGGACACCAGGUCGUAAUGGCUGUGAUGGCCGUGAAGGAGUCAAAAGUGACCGGGGCAGCCCGGGAAAGACUGGACAACAGGGACGUCCAGGUUCCAAUGGAAAGAAUGGCGCAAAAGGAGAACCUGGAAUCCAGGGCCUUCCCGACGAAAAGGGGCAGCGCGGAGAGAGUGGAACAAGUGAAAUCCCUGGGACCCCUGGUGUGAUGGCUUACAAGAACUGGAAAGAGUGCGCAUGGAAAAACAAGGUGUGUUUGUUCACCAAGAACCUCUCUGACACUUCCCUCCAUGUUUACUAG
This is a messenger RNA of Orbicella faveolata, 474 nucleotides long. RefSeq lists its product as uncharacterized. The record is from RefSeq and is a predicted model, not a curated record. NCBI's taxonomy places the organism in Eukaryota, Metazoa, Cnidaria, Anthozoa, Scleractinia, Merulinidae.